Messenger RNA from Lactuca virosa, 345 nucleotides. Lineage: Eukaryota; Viridiplantae; Streptophyta; Magnoliopsida; Asterales; Asteraceae. The record is from the annotation of a GenBank genome assembly.
AUGUCGGUUUCUUGCUGCGGAGAGGAAACAGGAGAAGAAGGAAAACCGAAACAGCGUCGGCAGCUGCCUUACGCGGCUAAGAACGGUGGAAGAAUAAGUAGAAGGGAACGAGUAGCGACUCAGAGCAGAAUCAACGAGUGUGAAGGGGGGGUGGCGGUUCACAUCUUCAAACAGCAGCUUCGCAAAACCGGUGGUGGAGGCAAAAGGUUGGCAGCGGGCGGAGGAAGUAAGGGGUGGUUGAAGGCGAGAUUUUGGGGUGCAUCUGUUUCCAUCAUUCCUAGGCCUUGCAAAAUCUUGUUGAAGCUUGCUUCAGGUAAAGCCUUAGUGAAUCUAUCUGCCAGUUGA